AUGUUGGAACGAUUGAUCACGCUGAACACUGGCCAUUCCUGCGCCAUAUUCUCUGCUGAUGGCAGUAAAAUUAUCACUGCUGGAGCUGACCAUUUGGUCAAGAUUUAUUCAACAAACCUUGUCCGAAGUGGAAACGAAACUCCACUUAAACUGAACGAUACACAUACACAGCCAAUCACUGCGUUGGCUACACAUGCAAGUAUAUCGUAUGGCUCUUUGCAUUUAUAUGCUAUUGGAUCCAUGCUUGCUACAGGCUGCAAGGACCAGCAUGUCCGACUCUUUGAUUUGGACUGCAUGUCAUUAAAAUCUGUUAUUUACAGAUCCACUUUGGAUAUCACUCACCUGGCAUUUAGUCCAAAUGGAAAAUGGAUUUCAAUUGGCACAGACGAUGGCGAAGUGAAACUAAUAUGCAUUAAAGACACCACUCGAACAAUCGCAUUAGAGGGCCAUUCAAAUACAAUCAAGUUUGUUGCGUUCCAUCCCAAAGACAAUAUUGUCGUUUCUUCCAGUACAGAUGGGACUCUUCGUAUCUGGAGACUCAACUAUGCCAAAAACGCAGCACAUGACAAUAAAGUGUCUAAAAUACCUUCAGACAUGGUUGAUUCAGCCGAGUCUGUCAAAGUGAUGCGCGAUUUGAUUAGCAGACCAACUGCAGGUAUCAAUGAUUUGGGUUAUAUUACCUGGCAUCCUUCUGGAUCUCAUUUUGCCACUCGUGGCCGUCGUCAAGAGGUGGUAGUGGUUCAAAACGGAACUUGGAAUAUCAUGUACAAGCUCAUCACUCCAGACCCUGCAUCUGUGUUGCAAUACUCACCCAAUGGUAUGUAUCUACUGACUGUUGGUGUCAAGGAGCAUUUUUGCAUUUGGCGUCCAGAGGUAGAUCGCGAGGUUCCAAUCACCAAUGAGAAAUUCGCUAUUCCAGCAACUGGUGCAACAUGGCAUCCAAGAUCUAACGAAUUACUGACGAUUGACAGCAUAUACAAUAUCGGGUAUAUAGAAAAGGCGAUUCCAGCAGAACUUCCUCAUCCAGUUACCGGCCAAGAAAAAAAAAUAGUCAAGCAGUUGCAAAAAACUGAUUUUGAGCAGUCCAAGACAGAUCGACGCAACAAUACCACAGAUUCUAACAUGGCUACUUAUAAUAAUUAUGCUGAUAAUGAGGAAAUUGAUGAGGAAGAAUACGAAGAAAUGUGUGAUUUUGUUGUGGAUGAUGACGGUGCCGGCUAUUUGGAAGACUUGAAGCGACCUUCUGAUGCUCUUCGAUAUAAGGAGCGUAGUCGUGCUACAGCACUAUCUGAACUCCAAUUAGGGGGGCUGUCUUGCUAUAAUCAGCCUAUAUUGGGCUCAACCUUUUCCAACGAGAUACAAGCUGCGUUUCAAUCUGGAUCUACCGCUGAGUUAAACAACAAGCGAUACCUUGCAUUUAAUCUUAUAGGCGUGGUAUCUAGUCUUAAGAGUGAUGUGCACUGGACAGUCAAUGUGGAAUUUCACGAUAAAUCUCAGCGACCGUUUCAUUUUACUGAUCAUUAUGGAUAUACUAUGAGUGCGCUGAACGAAUCUGGCGCUGUAUUUGCUUGCCAGGCUACUUCUUCUACGCCCAGCACCAUUUUUUUCAGGCCAUUAGACAAUUGGCCUUCCAAAGAUGAAUGGACUGUUCAACUUGCCAUUAAAGAGUCUGCACUUGCCGUGGCGCUAACCAAGAUGGGAAUUGUUGUGGCAACGGAUCUGGGCUAUCUUCGUUAUUUUUCGUAUGGUGGCUCACAGAUUGGUAUUCAAUCACUUGCUGGUCCAAUCUUGACUAUGGCUGGCCAUGCAAAAUACUUGUUUAUCGCCUACCAUUCCAGCGGAGCCUUUCAUGGAAAUCAAAGCGUGUCGUUCAUUCUCAUGGAUGCAGAGAAACGAAAAACUAUCCAUCGAGACAAUCUUCCAAUAUCGCCUGCUUCUACUUUGGAGUGGGUUGGGUUUUCUGAUACAAUGAUUCCGCUUACGUAUGAUACAAAAGGCAUUUUGCGUGGUAUGUUUUUGCAUCAAGAUGCCUCGUGGGUACCUCUACUUGAUACCGAUGUCGUUCGUGGCACAAAACAAGAUCAUUAUUGGGCUCUCGGUGUUGUUGGGAGCCAGUUUAUGUGCAUUAUUUGCAAGAAUGACAAGACUCCUCAGUUUCCAAAACCAAUCAUUAACGAGUUGCCGCUUCAAGUACCUUUUUGUCAAUUUAAUCUGACAAGCACACAAAUGGAAGAAUCAUUCUUUCAACAAAAAUUGUUUUUGAGACACAAAAUAGCAGAAAAUUCAAUGAAUAUGGAUGAAUUUUCUGAUAAUGACAGCCAUGAUACAGACAUGUUCCUACAUGAAAAUCUUGCCUUGGACAAAACGGUGUUGAAGCUUAUUCAUGGAGCUUGUACCGCCGAGCGUUCUCAACGUGCGCUUGACUUAUGCUCUAUGUUGCAUUCAACAAAAUCCUUGGAGGGAGCAACCAAGCUGGCUAUUCAUCUUCAUCUACCGAAUCUUGCAUCUCGAAUUAAUUCAAUCAAAGAGGCAAGAUACUUGGCGGAAAAGCAGCGCAAAGCUGCAAACGAGCGUCGGCAUCUCUAUAAUCAUCCCACAAAUCCUGCAGUUGUACGUGAUUUUGAAUAUGGCGGUCAGCAUGCUGAUAGAAUUUCUGAACUAGGUAUGGUUGAAAGCCUAACUUCUCAGAAAAAUGUGCGCAACUUUCAAGUAGAUGGUCAGACCAAAGCACCACAUAUAACUGAGAAUAAAAACAGCACUGCAUAUGAUCAAGCUGAAGUAAAUAGCGUCGAAAUUCAAGAUGAGUCGAAUUCGCACAAAGCAGUGGUUACAAAACUACCCGUUGCAAAUACCAAAAAGACACGCAAUCCAUUUGCAAUACCAGCAAAUUCUGCCGCUGUUUCUGUAAACAACGCAGUUGAUGGUGGGAAACCACUACUACCUGAUAUUGUUAACGGAAUGAAACUAUUUGAAGUAAUCUCUAACGCAGUCACAUUGAAGAACCAGCAAGAUGCUGACAAGACCAAAAGAUCUACCACUGAGCUAGCACCGGUUAAACGAAAGCAAACCACUUUAUUAGGCAUGAUCCCCAAACCAUCAGCUGAUAAUACUGAAAUGGAGUCUAAACCAAAAAAGCCGCGCAAUGAGAUAAAUCAUCAGCCGACUGUUCAGGGAUCAAGUUCUGUUGUUCAAGAGCCGGUCACUCUUGAUCAAUUUACCACUAGAACGGCCUUGAAUGAUCAACCUGCUUUUACUAAACCACCUCUUAAUGCAUCCAAGUAUACUGGCGAUUAUUUGAGCGAGAGUGACAAUGCUGAAGAAAAGGAGAAUAUGGAUUGCAGUUUUGCUGUUGAGAAUUUGGAAUAUUCCCGGGUGGAUAAGGGUAAAGCACCAGCUGAUCCGUCAAUGAGCCUCAAGGGAUUUAUUUUUCAAAAAUAAACUUUUGAUUUUAUGAAAAGUGG
Molecule: messenger RNA, 3461 nt
Organism: Batrachochytrium dendrobatidis JAM81
Lineage: Eukaryota; Fungi; Chytridiomycota; Chytridiomycetes; Rhizophydiales
Product: chromatin-binding protein CTF4
Exons: 18
Coding region: 1-3438 (1145 amino acids)
Biological process (GO): mitotic cell cycle; DNA repair; DNA-templated DNA replication
Cellular component (GO): nuclear replication fork
Molecular function (GO): chromatin binding; protein binding
Source: RefSeq, a predicted model, not a curated record